This is a messenger RNA of Odontomachus brunneus, 4424 nucleotides long. RefSeq names its product zinc transporter ZIP11 (gene Zip48C). Gene Ontology annotation, molecular function: zinc ion transmembrane transporter activity. The record is from RefSeq and is a predicted model, not a curated record. Bases 36 to 1103 code for a protein of 355 amino acids. NCBI's taxonomy places the organism in Eukaryota, Metazoa, Arthropoda, Insecta, Hymenoptera, Formicidae. Gene Ontology annotation, biological process: zinc ion transmembrane transport. Gene Ontology annotation, cellular component: membrane. The transcript is spliced from 6 exons.
UCGCUCGAUGUGACGUAGGGACGCACUCGCUCAGGAUGAUCAAGGAUCACACAGCGACCACUCAGGCGCUCCUCGGGACUCUGUUCACGUGGGCUCUCACCGCAGCCGGCGCCGCGCUUGUCAUCGUCAUACGAGGGAAACAACGUAAACUCCUCGAUGUCAGCCUGGGGUUUGCAGGCGGCGUGAUGGUGGCAGCGAGUUACUGGUCAUUGCUGGCUCCAGCGAUCGAAAUGGCAACCGAGAGCAAGAUAUACGGGGCGAAUGGCGAGUACGCGUUCGUGCCGGUCGCAGUUGGCUUCGUCGUCGGCGCGGCAUUCGUAUACGGGACGGACGUGUUGAUAUCUACCCUCGGCAUUCAGUCCCCCAAUGUGCUUUUAGCUAUGCAAUCAGUCGGUACGAAACAAAGACGCAAGAUCAUUGCGAAACUAAAGAGUGACGAGGACUUAGACGAUAAUGUUCCGUUUAACAACGUACAAAUUUCCGGAAGUGGAAAAAUGUACACUAGUGUCGAGUCGACCACUAUCGAUGGCUUCUACGAACAGAAUAGUAGGCGUCGACAAAUAGCGAAUAUAAAUCGAGCGUCGGAAUCGGGAGAGAUCGGCACGGUUUAUGAAGAUCCCAAUAACGAGGCGAGAAACAACCAAUGGCGGAGGAUAUUGCUGCUAGUUGUGGCGAUUACGGUGCACAAUAUACCCGAGGGCCUCGCAGUUGGUGUGGGCUUUGGAGCGAUAGGAAGUAGCCCAUCAGCAACAUUUGAAAGUGCAAGGAAUCUCGCAAUCGGUAUUGGGAUACAAAACUUCCCCGAAGGGCUGGCAGUGGCGCUGCCGCUUCAAGCCGCCGGGAUUAGUACGCUGAAGAGCUUUUGGUACGGCCAACUCUCGGGGAUGGUGGAGCCUAUCGCCGGUGUCCUUGGCGCAGUCGGAGUAACGCUCGCCGCACCUGCGCUACCUUAUGCACUUGCUUUCGCAGCCGGCGCAAUGAUCUACGUCGUGAUCGACGACAUCGUCCCGGAAGCGCAUCAAAGCGGAAACGGCAAAUUCGCCAGCUGGGCCGCCAUCGUCGGUUUCCUGGUGAUGAUGUCCUUAGACGUUGGCCUAGGUUAAGGAAGUCGUUUCUGACGGCGUCCUUCCUUUUGCUGAGGCGCGUCCAAAUCAUGGUUUAACGUGCACCGGAAUCGCACGUGAAGGAGUUCUCUCUUGACUCGCACGCCAAACAAUAAAUAAUAGUACUAUUCGCCUCGCAAAAUACAUGAGGCAUCUUCGUCCUCGAAGACUCAGGAGAAAGGAACGAAUAGCGAGAGGGACGUUUUUCCAUGAUAUAUUUCCGUGAUUCCUGUUACUCAUCGAAACAUCAUACACAAUUCUGACGGAGGAAAUUGUUGUCGAACGCGUUCGACACCUUUCACGCGACUCGUUCGCGCGACAAAACGUGGAGACUGAAACCGGUCGACGAUUUCCGCGAGUCGAAUUUUCGAUGUCGCGAGAAAAAUCAGGCGAGGAGGGUCGAAACCCGAACUUAUCACAAUAUCAAUUUAUCGUACACCGGCUUCAAUCUCUGCGAGGUAUCGACCGAAUCGUGCAGGAAGAGAAUUGCGUUAAUCAAUUCAAUUCAAUCGUCUAAAAAUCGAUCGACGCUUUUGCGAAAGUAAAUCGCGUCACCGCUCAAAGUACAACGUUCUCGCAGCCCGAACCAGUAGAUAUCUCUCAACGAACCCGUAGAACGCAUUUCACAUUUUGAAAAAGUCUUCCUCCGAGUAUCUAGUCUGCGCUGGUGCGAUUGCAAAUGUCGAGUCGAAGUUUAAAGGCAUCCGACAGCCGCACUUAAGAUCGAACACUCAAAUCGAUGUUCUUCAGGAUUCACUGAAAAACGCAGGAUCGGUGCGAAAACUAAUCGACUGUCAGUAGGUAGAGUAAUUGUGAAAUAAUGCGCAGCGUCGAGAGAAUCACAUUCGAGGGACGUUACGAUUACACAAAUAUCGAGAGAGGUAUCGCGCCACCUCACGAGAAGACGAAUAAAGGAGACUCUGUUGUUAUUCCUCUGAUGUUAAACGUAUUUGAGAAUCUGCCGAAACCUCUCUCGAAGUCGUUCCCACGAAGGACCACUGCGUCUGUUGUUUGUUGUUGCGUCAAUUAUCCCCCGAUGUUCCUACAUUACUGCUCGUCCCGCGCGAGUACCGUUAGUAUCGUUGAGAUUUUAAUCGCGGCUUAAUCGUCGAAUUAGUUCGUUCUCGAAUCGUCCGUACGUACGCUUCCGAUCCGCCGCGAUUCACCGCUAGAAUUCCAUCUUAAUGGGAGAGGACGCGGCUCACCGUCGUCGCAUUAUGCAAAUUCGCGCCUUUCUGAAACACGAGACUCUGUCGCUCCACCUCGACGGGGAUAGUUGCGAAUAUUUCGUAACUCGCGCGCGCAAGCGGUUUCUCGUGCGUGCGACAUACACACGUGCAGGACGCACGCAAUCGGGCCCGUUCGUUCGUCGUCGUCGUUCAUGCCUGCCAGGUAAAUCUAUACGCGUAUUUAUUGCGUUACAAUGUGUCCUUUCUAAUCACCGGCCGCGCAACGGUGCAAUUUCGUUCUUACGGCGACGUGGCGUUUAUCUCAGAGCACGUAACGAGGUUGCCGCUAUACCCGUCGGCGCGAAAAUAGACCGCAGAAUCCGACACAGGCCUCUCUGAGAUCAUUUUCUAGAAGGAAAGAAAAAAAAGAAAAAGAUGGACAGAAAUGUCGUUUUACGGCGGCACGACUCGUUCACUCGCCGUCUUCACCCCCGUCUUUCACACCGCGACAGGCAGGUUUCGCAAUCUAAAGCAUAAAUUUAUGCGCGAGAAAUUCUACAGAAACGAUGGGACACUCGUACGAUACUUUUUAACGUUGCAACAUUUCGCAACUGUGCUAGCACGAAACGUUUCAUCGAUCCAUAACGAAGCCAAGUGAAAAACGCCGCUUCAGGUGUCGCGGGACACGAGCGAUCGAUACCGCGAUUCCGCGAUUCGAAAGUAGGAGAACCGAACGCUGUCGGAUUUGUCACUUCACCUUCAUGCUGGCGCACUCGUUGCUCUCGUGUUUCAAUGCGCAUAUAGAUUUUUUAUACGUAUAAUGUUCGUUCUCAGAGAGAAUAGGGAGAGAGAGAGAGAGAGGGAGAGAACGCGACGCGAACGUAAUAUUUUGCUUUCAUUAUUAAUUGUGAUCCCCGCGACUCGAGACGUCUCCUCGAGAUCGGUAUUCCUCCUCGCGAUCGAAUCGAAAGAUCGGCCAUCAAUGUCUGAUUCUCGACGCUGCCCACUUAUGUAAGAUAUAGAGACUAUAUUUUGAUACUGUCGAUAGUACACUACCAAGUAUUAGCAAUAUGUAUCGACACUCGCGUGUGUAUGCAACUGCAUAUUCCUCGUACUGAUUUUCGAGCUAAAUGGGCCGUUUAAUAAGCCCUUUGGUUUGGUUUCACGAACGUCGAGAAGCGUCUCCCAGCGUGAUGUAGUCCACCAAGUAGCGUUAUCGCGACGAUUCGAUAAAAACUGCCGUUUCGAGCAUUUACGGACACCAUUCGACCGGUUGACCGAAAUUGUCAACUCCGAAUUGUCAAUUAAACCUUUCUAUCCACGAGGAUCUUUUAACGCUAUCGCGCCAACUGCGAUCGUCGGUCUUCUCGACGAUCUUUCAAUCCGGACGACCGGCAUGAUCGAAAAGUGCGGAAAAUUAGCGAUGUUCGGUUUAUAUUAAACCUGUACGAACGAGCAUCGCCCGUUGACACAGAGCUUCGAUGACAGAAGCGAAAGUCGUUAUCGAGAGCGACCAAAGUCGUGGCUUCACGACGGUGGUACGCGGUGUUUUAGCGAAAUAUAUAUCUGUAAUUAAUUACGCGACUAUAUACAGACUUGGAUGAUUGUACAGAUAUCAUAUUGUACCUUUUAGAUAGGUAGUUAGCGAGGUCGAUCGUGUGAGAGGGUAUCGUUUGGGUUGGAGUUGCGAGCGCACGCCGCCCGCCGCGCGUUACCAAUUCGACACGAUUGUUUGAUUACUCGUUCGCAUAGGAAAUCCGCACCGAUGGAUGUGUAAGGGUGUGUAGGAGCGCUUAGACGUUGAUUAAGAUCUUUGGUGGAUAAAUGCUUGACAGAAACGCGCAACGAUUUCUUCUUGAUCGCUUUUUUCAGCUGUAACAAGAAUUUUACGUUCAAACUGUGUAAAUUAGGUGCCUUCGUAACUUAAUUAGCGUUACUCGUGUUAUAUCGGUAUUUGGUGAAUUUAUGGGCUAUGUUAGCAACGACUGCUUCACUUUUCUCAUUUAUUAGCACGCAAGGAGAUUCAAUCGGAGAUAUCGUCCCGAAGAUCUCCGCGCAUUAAAUAUCCAAGAAACGCCUCUUGUAUUCAUUCAUCAUAGGUUUGAUGUGUUGCGAUGCAAUUUUUAAUAUGCAAUAAAAACAGUGCAUCAAG